Ctenocephalides felis (cat flea) is the source of this 348-nucleotide messenger RNA. RefSeq names its product tctex1 domain-containing protein 1. Lineage: Eukaryota; Metazoa; Arthropoda; Insecta; Siphonaptera; Pulicidae. The transcript has 2 exons. The record is from RefSeq and is a predicted model, not a curated record. Gene Ontology annotation, molecular function: dynein intermediate chain binding. Gene Ontology annotation, cellular component: cytoplasm; cytoplasmic dynein complex. Gene Ontology annotation, biological process: microtubule-based movement. The coding region runs from base 1 to 348 and encodes 115 amino acids.
AUGCCCACGUAUCGCCUGGAUUCUCAAAAACCAUUUAACGUGGAGCAAGUGCAGAAACUGCUGCAGGAAUAUGUACCAGGCGAAUUAGAAAACCAUGUUUACAGUGCCGUUGAAUCAGUGGCACUGGCUAAAAGAAUGAGUUCCGAAUUGAGGGAAAAAAUUAAGGAAGAACUUUAUGAAAGGUAUCGCAUUAUCGUUUUGGUGACGAUAGGUGAGCACAAGCUGCAAUCUUAUGAGAACGUGAUGCAGUUCUUAUGGGAUUCGCAGAGAGACAACUACUGCACAAUGUCCUGGGACAAUAUGAAAACGUUUGCGACAGUCACUGUACUUGGAAUCUAUCAGGAUUAA